This is a messenger RNA of Paramuricea clavata, 481 nucleotides long. The record is from the annotation of a GenBank genome assembly. Lineage: Eukaryota; Metazoa; Cnidaria; Anthozoa; Malacalcyonacea; Plexauridae.
AUGUCGACCAUGUUGAAAAUGCUAACUUUAACGAUCAUAUUGAUGCUUACUAUUGCAAGCAUUAAUGCACAAAACUGUUCUCCUAAGUAUUAUGAGACCAUCAUAAGAGGUGAGUCUAUAAAUUAAAAUAUUACCUUUAAAACGCCAAUGUCGCUAUAAAGUACUAAUUACUGUGAAAAUAUUCUCCUAUUUUCUUCAAUAUUCCAUUAACAAGUCGUGAUCUAUUUCAACUCUUUACUUUUACACAGGAGGUGCACCUUUACCUCCGAACGAGGUUAUAUCGAGUCACAGUGUUGAAAGCGUAGACAGUCAGAUAAAGUGCUACCAUCUUUGUCAAAAAGAACCAAAAUGUGUUGGAUUUAACUACAGAAUUACAACACUCAAAGUUGAAAACUGUCAACUGACCAACGUGACGAAAAAAAGAGAUACAACAACAUCGGGAGAUUGGACAUUGCUACGCGACAUUGAAGCGGUAUGUUAG